Molecule: messenger RNA, 1592 nt
Organism: Babesia bovis T2Bo
Lineage: Eukaryota; Apicomplexa; Aconoidasida; Piroplasmida; Babesiidae
Product: putative integral membrane protein
Exons: 1
Coding region: 61-1572 (503 amino acids)
Source: RefSeq, a predicted model, not a curated record
ACACCUGCGAAAAAGGUCACAAGGCACAAUGCACAUGGAAUCCUUCUGCUGAAAUAUUCCAUGGCAAUGACGACUGAAACACCGGUUCCGUUGAGCACCCUGGGCAAAGCAGCCAGCGUGUCAGCUUGUGAACAGAAUGGAUUCUAUCUGUGCCCUAGUACUGCUAUCUUCUUCGGUCUCAUUAUCUUGUGCCUCGGUAGUUGUGCAGCUUUGUUAAUAAAUGAUGUCGUAUGGACAGCUACACAGAUUAAAUAUAAGGGUACUUUCCAAAAUGGAGACCUAGACCCUUCGUUCAACGUGAUAUCGUUGGGCAUUCUUUUAUGUUAUAUACUAAUCCAUGUUUUUGGAUACAAAUGUGGAUUGAUUAGCGCCUCUUUGAGUCAGUGCCAAAAAGGGUUUAUUGCUUGCGCCGGGAUUGUAGUUUUCUGCAGCUUCCUCAACGUUUUCGUCGUAGGCUGGACUGAAGGUGUUGACAUCCCAUUCAGAGGUUUUACCGUCUUUUGUUUCACAUCAAUACAAGCCUUGGCCAUGAUUGGUUUCAUUAUCGCAAGCUUCAAGCUCCACUGCUUCGGAGGGUGCUACACCAGGAGCAAGAUAGUGUUUUACAUUGUAGGAAUUCUCAACAUACUCUACGGUGCCCUAUACAUCCUCGAAUGCCUGAUCUUAUGUGGUGAUAAAAUUAUAACAAUACCAUUCAAAGAUCAAAUUUUAAAAUGGACCCAUUAUAAAAACGUUGCACCAGUUGCCUACGUAUUACAGGUAGCUCUUUCCCUCUGUGCUUAUCAGGUGUCCUUAUGUCACAUAAAAUUUGCUCCUGUUGACGUUGCAUUCCUCUGCAUAGGAGGUUUGAUGGUUGGUACACUAGUAGCAGUUACUUUUUCGGCAUACGGUAAAGACGUUCACCAAUACGUUGUAUACCCGCUUAUGGCGCUCCACGUUAUCGUAUCGGUUGGUUUGUUGAUUCUUACCCAUCAAAAUAGGCCCCUUGCCCAAUUCGAAGGUGGUGAGCUACUAGGAGGCUCAUCAUGGGAUGUCCUAUACGUGGUGAUAGCAGUGGAAUCCCUUGUGUGCAUUGCAGGAGGCGUAUCUACCAUUUUUGCGAAAUAUGAAAACAGGCAGCGGUCAUCAUCAUCAUCAUCAAUAGAGCGCAUUGAAGUCUCAAAACAACUACUCGGGCUCCAUAUUUAUGUAACCAUUCAACUUUUGGUGUUAACAAAGCUCAAGAAGCCUUUCAACAAAUAUUACACUGCCGAUUACAUGUCCGCGCUAGUACUGGCAAUGAUUUUAGUUAUCCUACUAGUUGGAACAGCUGUGGGAUAUGGUUGGGCCCAACUAGGACCGCUUAUAAUUAUAAGCCCGAAUUCAAUUGAAAUUCCGUACCUGACAUAUAAGGAGCCAUCGGUGGGAGAUUACGUUCCUUUCGCUGUAUACUUAUUAGUAGUAAUAGCAGCAUUUCUAACAUUUGGCUACAAAUGCAACAUUUUGGAAAUUUGGGGCGAUUGGAUUAGUGACAAGGCUGGAACGUACUACAAGGAAAAUCCCAACUUGAAGAGUACCGCAGAUAACCCGUGACCGUGGUUGAUUAAUCCCUU